GGAGACAAAUUGUACUAUUCAGACAAAAACAUCUCGUUUUAUGAUCAGAACUUUGGUGCUGGCAUCUCUGAAGCCAGUUCAAGUGUUUCCUCUCCACAUUUCAUGACAAUUACGCCACUCCUUAAUCAUAAUCUGAUGUUGGAUAUCCAAAAUUAGAUAAUUCUGGCGUCUAAUAAAGGCAUAAAGAGGAGUCAAGAUAUGCGCACGGACAUUGAAAAACGGGGGGGAAAUGUCAUUGCUCUCUAUUCAUAUAUUUACCUUCAGACUGCUUGGAGAAAAUGAUCAACUGCGUGGUUAUAUAAAAUACAUUUGUGAAAAAUAACCUGUUUCAAAUUGAAAACAGUCCUCUUCACAAUUAAACACAUAUGAAUAGAUUGAUUGAAACACAAUUAUCUGUUAUAAUCGGCACCUUUUAUUGUAGUCGUGCGGUUUCGUAAGGUAGGAACUAAUCUGACACUGCUGGUCUUUGAUCGGACAGUGAGAAGUGUAGCAAAGUUGGUCCCAUCUUGGCUACAUUGUAAUCAGAGCGGAGAGGGAAGCAAACGCGUCGAUAUUACAGCUGCUGUGUCAGCGGAUUCCAUGGUGAUGGACCCUCCUGGCGGGCGAGACGAGCGGCGUCGUCAGGCAGAGCGUCUUCGACGGGAGGAGGCGUACUAUCACUUCAUCAACGAGCUGAGCGAGGAAGAGUACCGCCUUAUGAGAGACAGCAACCUGCUGGGCACACCUGGUGAGGUGACAGCGGAGGAGCUACGGCAGCGCCUGGACGGGGCAAAGGAGCGUGUGUCAUCUCAGCCCCGCCCUGAACCACUCCCACAGAACACUGAGGCCGGAGAGGAGGAGGGGAGCAGCGUUGAGGGGGAGGAGAGCGAGGGAGGGGCAGCUACUGCUGAGCCGGGAGCAGAGACGUCUAACGGCGACUCACUGCUGGAGUGGCUGAACACCUUCCGACGUACAGGGAACGCCACGCGCAGUGGCCAGAGCGGCAACCAGACGUGGCGCGCGGUCAGCCGCACCAACCCCAACAGUGGAGAGUUCCGCUUCAGCCUGGAGAUCAACAUCAACCAUGAGCAGCCAGAGCCAGGGGAGCACAGUGAUGCCCCCGACCCCUCAGAGCUGUCCCCUGUCCCCCCUCCAUCCACAGCCUCCUCAGCCUCCAUACGCACUGCCCCCUACACCCCUGCCCGGCCCUCCCCCUAUCCCUUACCUCGAGCUACCCAGGGCAGGAGGGCUCAGAUCCGCCGUACACGCAGUAGUACCACCAUCCCUCCUCUGACUCCCGCACCCCUCACCACACCCCUGCCCCACCCUACUGCUCUAAGCGGCACAGCAGCCCUCAACCUCCCACCACCCCCAGUCCCCAUCACCCCCCCUAUUCUAAAUCCUUCAAUAAGCCCUCCACAGCUCCAACCCCCAAGCAGAGCUUCCUCCCCAGGGGAGGAGCAGGAGGAGGGGGCUCCUACCCUGGACUUCCCCCGUGUACCUCCCCAGUCUGGCCCCCAGGUGGCGUCUGUGGGGCGUGAGCCUCGUAGCAACAGGACUCGAUCUCGCGGCAGGACCCGCAGGGCUGCAGCAGGAGGUGGGACUACCUCCCGGUCAUCUAGGAGACGUAGCCGCUCCCCUCUUCAGAGAAACCCCGCCCCUAACUUGGCUACCUUGCCUCCUAGUGGUGGGAAUGGAAAUGGUGUCUCUAAUAAUGGCCACACUGCUGAGCCCGGAAACAGAACUGCUUCUGUCUCCAUGGAGACCGGUGAGGCCGUGUCAGAGCCGGCUGUACUAGCAGAGCCUGGCCCAGAGGCAGGUGAGCAGGGGGGAGAGGCACACACGGCUGGGUUGGUGGGUGCAGGGGGGGUGCGGCGCCACCCCACCAUCAUGCUGGAUCUGCAGGUGCGGCGCAUCCGACCGGGAGAGAACCGGGACCGGGACAGCAUCGCCAGCCGAACCCGUUCCCGGGCCCGCGCCGCCGAAAACACUGUCACCUUCGAGAGUGACAGCGGGGGCUUCCGCCGCACAAUCUCCCGCUCGGAGCGGGCCGGGAUCCGGACCUACGUCAGCACCAUCCGGAUCCCUCUGAGGAGGAUCAGUGAGACAGGAUUGGGGGAGCCCAGCUCCACCGCCCUGCGCUCCAUCCUCAGACAGAUCAUGACCGGCUUCGGGGAGCUCAGCUCCCUCAUGGAGACGGAGGCUGACGCUGAGACCACCGAGGGCAUGCCCGGUCACCAGGACCCUGUAGGACCCAAUGCAAACACCAACACCGCACAGACCUACCGUAGCCACAGUAACGAGAGUGGAACUGUGGCGGGAGGCCAGGCAGCAGAGACGGAGAGAGAGGGGGGGGGCGAUGAGGAGGAAGGAGGGCAGGGGAGGUUAGGUGGGAGUGGCAACGGUGGAAUCCCAACCCCUGACGACGGUCGGCCGAUGAGCAGGGACACAAACAACCUGGUAGAGAACGGCACGUUGCCCAUCCUGCGGCUGGCCCACUUCUUCCUGCUCAACGACGAGGAGGACGAGGAGCACCCGCGUGGCCUGACCAAAGAGCAGAUCGACAUACUAGCCACGCGCACCUACGGCCAGGCCAGCCUGGAGGGGGAAGCGGGGCGCGCCUGCAGCGUCUGUAUCAACGACUAUGCCCAAGGGAACAAGCUGCGCCGCCUGCCCUGCGCCCACGAGUUCCACAUCCACUGCAUCGACCGCUGGCUCUCUGAGAACAACACCUGCCCCAUCUGCAGGCAGUCCAUCCUCCCUGCUCACCAGGACUGACCCUGCCCUGACCCCUUGAAUCCCCUGACCACCACCGGCUUCACCUCGCCCCCUGCUGGCCGAACUGAGCAUGCCCGAGCAGAGAGGACGGUACAUGUACAUAGCGCUUUAAUGUUUUCAUUUACCAUUGCAAUAUUAAUUGUGUUCACUCUGAAAUGGUAGAACCCAUAGGGGUAGGGGGGGGCUAAUGCAGAGAAUUAACGUGUUAUUUUUUUAGACUUAUUUUCAGCACCUUUGUUUUUUUAAUGUAUUUUCUCGUCUUGUUUCUCUUCGGCCUCUGUCACGAUGCUUCUGAAGUCCACAUUUACAGAUAGCACUUAACUUAAAGAGCUACUAUAGCUAGCCGCUGCUGAUCAGUCUCGAACUCUUUCACCUGAUACGCUGUGAUGUCACAAAUGGACUACAGCAAUCAGUCAGUCGCUUCUGUAGAUUUGAUUUGGUUGACGAUGUGUAAAUAUGUCACCGCCGCCGCCUGUGUUUUGGGGUUGAGAAGAGAGUCAUCCUUGUUGCAUUUUAAGCAGAAAACAUUAAGUUAGAGCUAAUAUUGGAAUCCUUCUAUUUAAAGCUCCAACAACCCUUUUUAAAGUGUCCUCUAUCAUGUGUAUGUGUUUGGACAAAGGCUAUUGUGGUUCUAUUUUACCUUUUUAAUUACAUUUUACUUGGCCAGUGGUCCCUAGGAUGUUGUUGAUGUCUGCCUACCUGUUCCAGCUCUUUAAACCUAGCCAUCAAACCCCAUAGAUCCACAGUGGAUGUCCAAUAGUUCUUCAAAUUAGUUGCAGCCUUUGACACUAUUAGUAACACAAGUCAGAAAGAAACAUCUAAAGCAAAGAAGUGUGUGAGGUAAUUUAGCAGCAAGCACUUGUAGUUGGACUCGUCUGUUAGGGAGACAGGCAAAUAAUGCAAUAACAUGAAGGAGGAACGGAAGGACCGUUUUGUGUUAGAUGUUUAAACUUUAUAGUGCUGUUCUCUCUUGUUUACUCCUGGGCAUUGAUGAAUAAUUCAUCUGUUGGGAGAUGGAGAGUAUCUGCUCUGUAGUAUGCUCUCCCUCUAUCCCCAGACUCCUAAACUCCUCAAUCAUCAUCCCCCACUCCUCUAACGCACACGUGUCAAACUCAUUCCACGGAGGGCAGAGUGUCUUGGUUCUCUCCACCCUUGUACUUGAUUGAUGAAUUACGGUCAUUAAUUGGUAAGGAACUCCCCUCACCCUUGUUGUCUAGGUCUGUCUAAUUGAAAGGACAACCAAAAACCUGCAGACACUCGGACCUCCGUGGAGUGAGUUUAACACCCCUGCUCUAAUGUCUAUGUUUAAAGCCCCUGCUUUGGGAGAACCUGCCUGUCAUGGCCUGAUUUCUAUCACCUAAGUAGUUUCAUGUUCACAAACCUGAAAGGAAUGACUAGGUGAAAGCAAAAUGGUGAAGCCUCCACUCAAUCCAUUUUCUACAUCUAUCCAAUCCUUUCGGAUCAGUGUCUUCCUCCAUUAGCCUGGCUUAGAUCUCAAUUGGCUUUCCCUGCAGGCAGUAUCACCCUGUUACCACCAGGGGCAGUGUUCACAACUACAGUAUGACUUGGUGAGGACUGGAGACCAGUGGUAUUGGUGUCCAUGCAGGGCAGGGGUUUUCUCUCAUUUUCAUACUAACUUUGUUCCAAGCAGACUCAUUAGACAGGGAUGUGAUACAGGAAACAAUGCUCUUUCUGUACUGAAGUGUGUGUGUUAGCGCUGAAGGAAGUGAUAACAGAAUGUCUAAUAUGGUUCUGGAGAAGCAUCAGUCAGUCGCCUGAAUGUCCAUCUAUCUAAGAAAGAGUGAGAGGGUCCGUGGCCACCGAAAUUCAGAAAUGAAUAUUUAUUCUGUUCCUAUUUAAUGAGAAACAAACUUUGAAAUAUUGAAUGUGUUAUGAGAUUAAAAAAACAGUUAAGAUUAAUAUGUAUUCUGUUACUAUGUAAUAUAAAUAAACACAAGGGUUUUCUUCUGCUCCUUAACAAGGGAAUUAAAUACAGCUUUGUUAUGCCUGGA
Molecule: messenger RNA, 4769 nt
Organism: Salvelinus fontinalis (brook trout)
Lineage: Eukaryota; Metazoa; Chordata; Actinopteri; Salmoniformes; Salmonidae
Gene: rnf6
Product: ring finger protein (C3H2C3 type) 6
Exons: 4
Coding region: 580-2757 (725 amino acids)
Biological process (GO): positive regulation of DNA-templated transcription; ubiquitin-dependent protein catabolic process; protein ubiquitination
Cellular component (GO): cytoplasm; nucleoplasm
Molecular function (GO): ubiquitin protein ligase activity
Source: RefSeq, a predicted model, not a curated record